AUGGCCAAGCACUAUAGAACCCUACAGGCUUUGUGUAAAAAGAAAAAUCCAAACCAUGAGUCUGUCUCUCAGCUCCUGGAUUUUGAAUUUGCAGCCAGAAGAGCAUUCAUAGAUUCUGAUUCUGUUCGCGAGGAGGACAGAUAUGAGAAAAUUCUAGAGGCGUGUCCUUGUUUCAAGGACAUUGGCCAUGUGAUGGGGGAGCUUCGACACAUUCUGGACAAGGAUAACAGCCACUACAUUGAAGAACUGAGGGGAGGUUGGGACAACUUCUGCCAGAAGGUGCAGUUUUUUGGUGUAUGGAAAAAGAUGCUGAAACCCCCAAUGGGAAUGGACAAAGUUGAACAGGCUCUCGGGAUCCUACGUGUGCUACCAUCACUGUUCCCCUCUUCAUCUACUCCUCCUAAGAAGAUACGAGAUGCGAGUGAGGCUCUGGUGCAUGUCCUCGAGGAAAACGAAGAACCCAAUGCCUACUUGAAGAAGCGCCCUCUCUCCUGUCCAGUCCUGAUUGUGAGUUCGUCCAACUGCCUCCUGGCUGUAGGAGAUGUGCCGAUAACUACAUUCCCAAAAGACAAGGUUACAGAGGGUGCUUUAUACCUUAUGGCCUACUAUUAUGCCCUACACCUUACUUACACCAAGUGUGUAGCCACUUUGCUUUCUGUCAUACAAACAGAGGUCCUCUUGGACACAAUCCAUGAGAGAGACCUCACACCAUCUUUCAAGGAGGGCAUGGCUGACUGGAAAGCUUUUGUUGGCAAAUAAAGCCAUUGCCAUUGAUUCUUGUUUGGAAUUUAGCCAAGGUAGCCCAAUGUUAAUGUUGCAAUAAUAAGCACUUUGUUGAUGUAUUGAGGGACAUUGGUCAGAUGUUAAUGUUAAUGUUAGCCCAAAACCCUUAAUUUGAAUAUUGCAAUAAUACGCACUUUGUAGGUGUAUUGAGACACAUUGUUCAGAUGCUAUUUAACCAAGUUAGCCCAAGACCCGUAAUUUGAAAGUUACCAUAAUAAGCACUUUGUAAGUGUACUGAGGGGACACAUGUCAGAUGACUGUGUCUGACUUUAACCCACAAUGUUACACAUAUUUGGCAUGUUCUGUUUUUAUUUUAUUACAGUCCCAUACACACUGU
Messenger RNA from Myxocyprinus asiaticus (Chinese sucker), 1120 nucleotides. RefSeq lists its product as uncharacterized. The transcript is spliced from 4 exons. The record is from RefSeq and is a predicted model, not a curated record. NCBI's taxonomy places the organism in Eukaryota, Metazoa, Chordata, Actinopteri, Cypriniformes, Catostomidae. Bases 1 to 759 code for a protein of 252 amino acids.